UCUGUGUCUUAACUCUCUCAAGCUCACUCCAUCAACCUCUCACCUCUCUGUUUCACCGCCGCCGGCCCAACUCAUCCUCAACGUCACCGCCACCGAAGCUCGACGUCAUCGACCCACCAGCCGUCCCAAGCGGCCGAUCAGCCUCAGAACCACGCCACCGAUCACUUCUCUUCCGCCGAUCCACUUCAGAUCCGGGCUGUUGCUGCUGCUACUGCUCCUCCUCAGAUCCUUUGUUAUAUUGCUCUGCCUUAGCCGGAUUUGGAAGAGGUAUACAACCAUACCCUCAAACCAUGUUUACUCUCAUGGAGGUGCUUAAAUUAUUGGCACCAUGGUUCACAGCUGCUGUUGUGGUUGUACUAACUCCCAUGGUAAAAGAUCUCAUACCACAAGCAGUCAGCAGUUAUCUCUUCUCAAUCUAUCAAGAUUAUUUCUAUUCUCGACUCACUUACAUCAAUAUUGAAGAGUAUGGUGAUUUCACUCGCGAUCAAAUCUAUGAAGCUGCCACAAUCUACCUAAGACAGAAGAUUAAUGAUUCACCAAAACCAAAACGUUUCAGAUGUAAAAAAGCAAUUAAACAAGAUAAACCAAUUUGUGAUAUUGCGAACGAGGAAGAGGUUAUUGAUAACUUCAGAGACAUUAGGCUCGGAUGGAAGUUACGUGUAGAAGGAACUGGGCACUACGGCCAACUCCAACCUCCUCCUGAUAAGAAUUUUUUUGAGCUUACCUUUGAUAAGAGAUUCAAAAAGGAUGUGGUAGAGUCUUAUAUACCUUAUGUAAUAGCUCGUGCUGAGGAAAUAAUAAGAGAAGAAAAGGGGAUAAAGCUUUAUAGCCCUAAUUGUAGCCAUGGUAAGGCUCUUCCAACUGGUCAAGAAUGGAGUUGUACUAUUCUUGAACAUCCAGCUACAUUUGAUAAGUUGGCAAUGAGCCCAGAGCGGAAGAGGAGUCUCAAAGAUGAUCUUGACAGGUUUGUUACAAGAAAGGAGUGGUACAAGAAAGUUGGCAGAGCAUGGAAACGAGGGUAUUUGAUUUACGGCCCUCCAGGUACCGGUAAAUCAACCUUGAUUGCUGCCAUGGCUAAUCACCUCAACUUUGAUAUCUAUUUUUUCGACAUUUCAAAUGUAACGUCAGAUUCAGUGUUGAGACAAAUACUGCUUACAAUAUCUAAUCGUUCAAUGAUAGUAUUUGAGGAUAUAGAUUGUGCACAGUUGGGAAAAAGAGGGGAAGAAAAAAAGGAUCCUUAUUACCAUCAGUACACACUUUCAGGUUUAUUGAAUGCCAUGGAUGGAUUAUGGUCGAGCUGUGGAGAAGAGCAAAUUAUUGUGUUCACCACCAAUCAUAAGGACCUACUUGACCGGCUUGAUCCUGCUUUGUUUCGCCCAGGCCGCAUAGAUAUGCACGUGCCCAUGUCAUAUUGCACCAUGGAUGAGUUCAAGAUGUUGGCUUCUACUUAUCUUGAUUUCAAUGAAGACCACAGACUCUAUGGACAGAUUGAAGGAUUGUUUGCGAAUGCACGGGUUACCCCAGCUGAAAUUGCUGAGGAAUUUUCAAGGACUGAAGAUGCCGAUGCUGCACUUGAAGCAGUUGUCGAAUAUCUCAAACAAAAAAAGAUUGCUGAGGAAUCUUCAAGGACUGAAGAACAAAAAAAGAUUGCUGAGGAAUCUUCAAGGACUGAAGAUCCCGAUGCUGCUCUUGAAGCAGUUGUCGAAUAUCUCAAACAAAAAAAGAUUGCUGAGGAAUCUUCAAGGACUGAAGAUCCCGAUGCUGCUCUUGAAGCAGUUGUGAUUGCUGAGGAAUCUUGAAGCAGUUGUCGAAGUUCUCAAUCAAAAAACCAAUAUUGAGAAUGCAAAAGCAUGUGAUGGGUUUAUGGAUAUUAUUUAUGGAAGGGUAUGGCUAUGUAUGGAAUACAUAAUUAUUUAAUCUAGCCCAGACAUUGACCUGUUCUACUAUAUAUUAGUCUGUCAUGUAGUACAUGUUGGAAUGUAGCAAACGCUAAGUCUUUUUCUUCUUCAAUGAGUUGUCUGUCGCUAUGGCAUUGGCUGGCAGGCACUACUCUUUCCCUGUGUGAAGAGCUGGACACGUGGUUACCUCUCCACCUUUCAUUUGGUUUGUAAUUUUUUUUAAACUUAUUUGACGUCUUUUAUUUACAUGUGAUUGAGUCAUUUAUG
Quercus lobata is the source of this 2165-nucleotide messenger RNA. RefSeq names its product AAA-ATPase At3g50940-like. The transcript has 5 exons. The coding region runs from base 291 to 1799 and encodes 502 amino acids. The record is from RefSeq and is a predicted model, not a curated record. NCBI's taxonomy places the organism in Eukaryota, Viridiplantae, Streptophyta, Magnoliopsida, Fagales, Fagaceae. Gene Ontology annotation, molecular function: ATP hydrolysis activity; ATP binding.